Molecule: messenger RNA, 2218 nt
Organism: Durusdinium trenchii
Lineage: Eukaryota; Dinophyceae; Suessiales; Symbiodiniaceae
Source: the annotation of a GenBank genome assembly
AGCAAUUGUGACCUCCAUCACAUUCCGUCAGCGCAACGCCAUCACUUGGGCACCAUGCCACUGUCGGUACCUGUGACGGCUGUGGCACUGCAACGCAGUGUCGGCAAGCUGGGCCGUGCAGCAGUCGCAUGCAUGCAGGGUCUUCGGAAAAGCUUCGAAGACUGUCACCUGCUUGAUCAAGAGAGUGCUAUUUGUGGAGUCUUUGACGGACAUCUCGGUGAUGAGGCUGCAGCCUUUUGUGCUGAACGCUUACAUCUCUUUCUGGCGAAAGCUGAAGGCCAAAAACAUGACACGGACUCUGUGCGGAAGGCCUUUGGAGCUUGCGAUGCAGAGCUCCGGGAUGCUUUACCCAAAGGCUGUGAAGCUGGAAGCACUGCCACAAUUGUGAAGCUGCUUCACAAUCACACGCCCAAUGGAGUAAAUGGAGAUGGUACAGAUGGUACCUUGGAGCUCUUGGUGGCCAGCUGUGGUGAUUCGCGUGCCAUGUUGUGGAGGAAAGCUGACGGUCAUUUGGAGGUGACUCAAGACCAUCGACCGACAGAUCCCUCGGAGCGAAAACGGAUUGAGGCCGCCGGGGGCACGGUCGAGUUGGAACGUGUAGAUGGGCAGUUGGCAUGUAGUCGCGCACUGGGUGCCUUUGCUUUCAAGGACGGGCAGCGGCCCAAAGUGAGCUUUGAGCCGGAGGUGUAUCACUGGAAAGCGUCUAGAGGUGAUUGGCUUAUCCUUGCAUGUGACGGUAUUUGGGAUACCAUCAGCAAUGAGCAAGCUGUGGAACGCAUUUGCAAGUCCGAUGUGGAGGACUUGGGUGUGGUUUUGGAAUCUUUGCUUCAUUUUUGCAUUGACAGAGAGGCAGAUGACAACCUCACCCUUUUGGCUGUCGAACUUGGGUCUAUUCCCCACAAAGAGCAGACGACAAGCAUGAGUGCUGGCAACUUUCUGAAGACCAAAGACGAAGAAGUGUUGCAACAGUAUGCGGCGUUUUGCAAACGAUUUGGCUAUUGCAUUCACAAGGAAGUGCAAGAGAAGGGUCCGCCGGUUGUGAGUUUGUCCAAGACAGAACCCACACCGGUCCUGCCGCGAUUCCCAUUGAAUGAGGCAAAGACAUCCCGUUCAACUGCUCCCACGCCUUUGGUCAUUGUGGGGCCAUCUGGUGUGGGCAAGGGCACUCUCAUCGCCAAGAUCCGUGAGGGCUUUGCAGGACGCUUUGGAUUCUCCGUCUCUCACACCACGAGGAAGCCAAGGCCCGGCGAGGUUCACGGUGAAGCCUACAAUUUUGUCGACAUGGAGACCAUGCAGAAGGAACUGAAGAUCCCAGGCCGCUUCCUAGAACACGCCACAGUGCACGGGAACCUCUACGGCACCUCACAGGAGGCAGUGGAGAAGGUCCGGCAGCGAGGGCAGAUCUGCAUUUUGGACGUGGACGUGCAAGGAGCAAGGCAAAUCAAGAAGAUCCACAGUGACUUCAACUAUUUGUUCAUUGCGCCGCCCUCCGUGGAAUCUCUGGAGAAGAGGUUGCGGGCGCGGGGCACCGAAACCGAGGAGAAGAUUCAGACACGGCUUCGAAAUGCGCGAAGUGAGAUAGAUUUCUACAAGGAAAACGUGGACUUCUUCAAUGAUGUGCUGGUGAACGAUGACUUAGGGUUGGCCAGUAGUCGUGCGCUUGAUCUCAUGCGCAGCUGGUACCCAGAGCUUGUGCAGCAGGUGAAAAUCACCGCGCGGCGCCCUGCGGCCUGGUUCGUGCACGCUGCCAGAGAGCUCAUUGCCGAACGACCGGACCAUGCAGCUCCAGCUGAGCUCGAGGUCUCGGGGCUUGGAUCAGCUCUGGAACGCGUGACGAUCGUGUCCUCAGCACUGGAGUCUGACGGUCACAAAGUGGUGGCUGUGAACACCAGCAUGGCGGAGGUCACUACGAAGAAUGGAAAGGCUCAGCGGUGUGGCACUCAGGUCGAAACCCAAACACAGACAGUUUGGACUGCUCAAACGCCAAGGGAAGAUCUGCUUCCGAUGAGGAUUUCUUUUGCCAGCCCCAUUUUCCCAACGAAACAAUCAAAGGACCACGAGACGGAGACGUGUUCUUUCGGGAUUUGCACUCUACUUGUGCACAUCGCUGAGAAUCCAACACAAUUUUGUAUCAAAACAUAUUUUGGUGUUUCAAGGCCAAAGAUGACAAUUCGCCUAAAACGGAUUGAUACGAAUCACCCAUGAAAUCCGUAUGAAC